GGCAGACGCGCUUAGUUUAUCAAGAUGGUUAGGUCUUUUUUAUUGUUUAGUUAUUGCAUAAUAUACGGAGUAAACGCAGGAUAUUACUCAAAGAAUGAAGAAAAUCAAUGGUACCCUGGUACUUUAGCAUACAUUUUUGUAUAUGACAGUGGUACGACAACGGUCUAUAAAAGAAUAAAUGAAUACACUGAACAAACUGACAGAAUUACUAUUCCGGAAGAGACAGUAAUAAGUACGAUUAACGGUGAAUUAGUACUUCCAGAGGAACAAGAAUGUAAUAAGCCAAAUGAGUCGCUCCAAUGUGUUAAGGCAUGUCCGCCUGUGAGAACUUGUCAAAAUCGGAAAGUGUUUUAUAUAUGCGCCAAUAAUAUGAACGAAGUUUGUGUAAAUAAAUGCGUUUGUGACGAUGGCUUCUACAGAAAUCCUGAUGGCUUCUGCGUCACAAGCGACCUUUGCGAUAAAAAAUGCAGCGGUCCGAAUGAAAAGUAUGAACCUAACAAAAAGUCUUGUCCGCCUGAAACUUGUCAAUCUAUUGUGGCGAAAUAUAAAUGUGAUUCGAAACAGCAGGGUCGGCCUGGAUGUGUGUGUGAAUCCGGAUUCUUGAGAAUGAAUUUAAAUUCAACCUGCAUACCGAUGGAACAGUGUCCCGAAUCACCUGAUUUCAAUGUAACGAUGUGCAUUAAACCUAAUGAGGAGCUGAAAUGCGUGAAGUCAUGUCCGCCAGAGAAAACAUGUCAAAAUUGUGACAUUCAAUUUAAUUGCAUUGAUAACGCGACAGAGGUCUGCAAAAAUAAAUGUAUUUGUAAAGAGGGAUUUUAUAGGAACGACAAAGGAGAUUGUGUGACAAGGGAAAUGUGUGAAAAUAUGAAAUGUCCUCGUGAAAACGAGAGCCUUCAAUGUGUAAGGUCAUGUCCACCGGUGCGAACGUGUGAAAAUCGUCAUAAACGUUAUCACUGUCUAAUUAAUCAGACUGAACCAUGUAAUUAUGAAUGCGUUUGCGACAAUGGCUUCUACAGAAAUACUGAUGGAUUUUGCGUUACUAGUGAGCUUUGUGACAAGAAAUGCACGGGACCCUAUGAAAUUUACGAACCAAAGAAAAAGAAAUGUCCCCCGGAAAUAUGCAGUUCCAUUGUAUCAAGAUAUGCUUGUGAUCUCAAGGAGAAAGGCCAGCCAGGGUGCGUUUGCAAAUCGGGUUUUCUGAGAAUGAAUCUAACUUCCACGUGUAUGCCGAUGAAGCAGUGUCCUGAACUUAUUAAUUCACAGGAACCAGAAUGUAAUAAGACGAACGAGUCGCUUCAAUGUGUCAAGGCCUGUCCGCCUGAAAGAACUUGUCGAAAUCGGAACGUGUUUUAUAGAUGCUUCAAUAAUAUGACCGAAGUUUGUAAAAAUAAAUGCGUUUGUAACAAUGGCUUCUACAGAAAUCCUGAUGGCUUCUGCGUCACAAGCGACCUUUGCGAUAAAAAAUGCAGCGGUCCGAAUGAAAAGUAUGAACCUAACAAAAAGUCUUGCCCGCCUGAUAUUUGUGAAUCUAUCGUGGCGAAAUAUAAAUGUGAUUCAAAAGAGCAGGGUCAGCCUGGAUGUGUGUGUGAAUCCGGGUUCUUGAGAAUGGACUUAAAUUCAACCUGCAUACCGAUGGAUCAGUGUCCCGAAUCACCUGAUUUCAAUGUAACGAUGUGCACUCGACCUGAUGAGGAGCUGAAAUGUGUGAAGUCAUGUCCGCCGGAGAAAACAUGUGAAAAUCGUGACAUUCUAUUUAAUUGCAUUGAUAACGCGACAGAGAUCUGCAAAAAUAGAUGUAUUUGUAAAAAGGGAUUUUAUAGGAAUAACAAUGGAGAUUGUGUGACAAGGGAAAUGUGUGAUAAUUUAAAAUGUGAAGUGAAUGAAGUACUUGUAAAAAAUCCUUCGCCAUGCGGUGAUCAGUUCUGCCCUGUAAAUAAAAUGUCCAUCAAAAGGGCUUGCCCAACUUCCAUUACACCGGACAUCAAGCUUCCUCCACGCUGCGAAUGCCGUUUUAAUUACAGCCGCGCUAAAAACGGGACUUGCAUCCCCACAAGUCAAUGCCCACCAUUUCCUUGUGGCCAUAACGAAAUAUUUAACGCUUGUCCUCCGUUCUGCCCUACUGAUGACUGCAGCUCAGCCACGUCUUCUGGAAAAUGUCCGAAGUUUGGACGGAUCGGUAUCGUAGUGCCGUGCAGGCCGCAGUGCAGAUGCAUUGAAAAUUAUUGUCGCAAGAACAAUGUUUGUGUUCCUUCCGAAAAAAGUAAUGCAACACAUGCAUGCAAGUAUGGUACAACAUAAGCUGCAAUUUGACUACACUACAACAAAUUUCAUAC
This is a messenger RNA of Parnassius mnemosyne (clouded apollo), 2333 nucleotides long. The record is from the annotation of a GenBank genome assembly. NCBI's taxonomy places the organism in Eukaryota, Metazoa, Arthropoda, Insecta, Lepidoptera, Papilionidae.